UAGAAACAGGGAAAGACGUUAGAGAGGACUUGAAGGACAUGCGUUUCGAGGACAUUCUUACUCCUCGGGUGGAUAAAGUCCAACUGGUCGAUCGCUUGGGAGUGGAACCGAAUGUAGUCGGCACAUUGCAUGUAACCACUUCACAUAUCAUAUUUCGUUCCGAAGAAGGCAGCAAGGAGUUAUGGAUAGCAAAUGGCUUAAUUGGAAGUGUUGAACGUGGACCAUUGUCUGCAGCUGGUUGUCCGUUAAUUAUACGCUGUAAACAUUUUCAGGUGAUCAACUUACUCAUAUCUAGAGAUAAAAUCUGUCAAGAUCUCUACGAGACAUUACUUAGAUGUUCGAAAACAGUUAACGUCUGCGAAUUAGUAGCAUUCGAGAACAGAGACGUAGCUGAAGAUGCUCGAGGGUGGUCACGCCUCGAUUGGGCAGUGGAGUUCACUCGACAGGGUAUAGAUAGUGAAUGGGGUGAAAAUGAUCUCAAUAAAGGAUAUCGCAGCUGUGACACGUAUCCGGAACGAUUAUGGUUGCCGGUGGCGGCAAGUACCACUACAUUAAUGGGAUCGUGUCGGUUUCGAUCUCGAGGACGGUUACCGGUGUUAACUUAUUUUUACAAACCUAAUGGUGCAGCUAUCUGCAGAUGUGCCCAACCACUGACCGGCUUCUCAGCUCGGUGUGUAGAAGACGAAAAACUUAUGGAGUUGAUAGGAAAAGCGAAUAAGAAUCGCGACACGUUGUUUCUUGUUGAUACUCGACCUAUGGUUAAUGCUAUGGUAAAUAGAGUACAGGGAAAAGGUUAUGAAGAUGAACGAAAUUAUUCAAAUACGAGAUUCCAUUUCUUCGAUAUUGAGAAUAUCCAUGUUAUGAGAGCAAGUCAGCAGAAGCUUCUUGAAGCAUGUUAUAAAUGUCGAACGAUGAGCGAAUAUUUGCGAACGCUAGAAUCUUCUGGCUGGUUGAAACAUUUGAGAGCAAUAGUAGACUGUGGAACAUUCCUAGCUCAGUCGAUAUCGAGAGGUAUCUCAUGUGUAGUUCAUUGCUCCGAUGGCUGGGAUCGGACAGCACAGACUGUAUCCAUAGCUCAGUUAUUGCUCGACCCAUUUUUCCGCACUAUCCAUGGAUUUCAGGUGUUGAUAGAGAAAGACUGGCUAGGAUUUGGUCAUAAGUUUGACGACAGAUGUGCACAUAUUGGUGCUUUGAAUGAUGAAGCAGCUAAAGAGAUCUCCCCUAUUUUUGCUCAGUUUUUGGACUGCGUACAUCAGAUUAUGAAGCAGCGGCCGAGAGCAUUUCAAUUCAAUGAUCGUUAUCUUAUCGAUAUCCAUGAGCAUGUUUAUUCCUGUCAGUUUGGAACUUUUAUUGGGAACUGCGAGAAGGAUAGAAAGGACUUGCAUAUAGAGAAGAGAACAAAGUCAUUGUGGACAUACUUGGACCAUCGUCAAGAUGACUACUUGAACCCAUUUUACGAGCCAACGACAUUUGGUGUGUUAUCCGGAAUCGAAACUCGAGCUGCAGCGUUCAAGGUCUGGCAUGCGCUCUAUAAUCGUUUUGACGAUGGUUUGCUGCCAAGAGAAACAGCAACGGAUAUGGUGAUGACAGCGAUGGAGCAUGUUGGAGUGCUUGAAAGUCACAUAGCUGCGUUGCGAAUACGAAUUGCUGAGCUGAAAUGUCAGCUCGGUCGAGGAGGGACGUGCUGCGGUAACUCGAUGGCUGACAGUGGUCAUAGCAGUGGUACCGGUCAAUCUGAAGAACGACUGGCUGCCAUAGACCAGCGACCAUCUUCGCGCGAAAGCGGCAUUAGUGUGUCAUAUUCGGAAGAGGCGUUAACACGACUGCCAGUGCGAUGGCAGUCUCUACGGGAUGCAUCUCAUUGCACGUCAAAGUCAUGUAGAGCGGAGUUUGCAUCAGCUGUUGAUAGACGUAUUCAUUGUCAUCGUUGCGGAAAGGUAUUCUGUCGUCGUUGUGUACGGGUAACUGCAGAUGAACGAGAACGUAUUUGCGAAGGAUGUCGAGCGAUUUGCUGAUGCCACCCCGAUGUCUUAUAAUUUGCAAAACCCGGAUUUGGUGGAUACUGUGCAGACAUGGUGUGAAUGCACAACUGCGCUAGAUCUGCAGGCUCUUCUUUAGCCGCUUUUUCCACUUUUUGCAAUUAGAAGUAAAUUUUAUUAGCACCUACCUAUCAUCAUAAGUAUUAUCAGCUUCUCUGCCGUACUCUUGUAGUCGCAGCGUGUGCUUGAAAGGGGGUUUGGUGGGGUGGUCUUCCAGCACAUCGGAAAUUUUACCCUUUCACGUGGAUUGGUGGCUGGAAGGCGGGGCUUCGUGAC
This is a messenger RNA of Cylicocyclus nassatus, 2315 nucleotides long. The record is from the annotation of a GenBank genome assembly. NCBI's taxonomy places the organism in Eukaryota, Metazoa, Nematoda, Chromadorea, Rhabditida, Strongylidae.